Molecule: messenger RNA, 1990 nt
Organism: Helianthus annuus (common sunflower)
Lineage: Eukaryota; Viridiplantae; Streptophyta; Magnoliopsida; Asterales; Asteraceae
Product: delta-1-pyrroline-5-carboxylate dehydrogenase 12A1, mitochondrial
Exons: 16
Coding region: 156-1808 (550 amino acids)
Cellular component (GO): mitochondrion
Molecular function (GO): aldehyde dehydrogenase (NAD+) activity; L-glutamate gamma-semialdehyde dehydrogenase (NAD+) activity
Source: RefSeq, a predicted model, not a curated record
AUAUGAAUCUGACACGCCAGCCUGACUCACUCAUUCACAUGAAGAAGCAAUAUUUAUUUUUGUUUUCUUUUCUUUUCAGCAACGAUAAACCAUUAUUCAAGUAAGGGUUUCGAUUUCGAUUUUCCACACACAGAUCUUCAUUUCACACCUAAAAUAUGUCUCUCUUCCGACUCUGCCGAUCAAAUGUUUCUCGUAAAACACCUUCAGAUUACCUCAGAUUCUCCUCAAGACUCGCUCAUUCGCUUGGAUUUGCAACGGUGAAAGCUGAAGAGAUAUCUGGGUCUCAGCCAGCUGAAGUACACAACUUGGUCCAGGGCAAAUGGAUUAAGUCUGCUAACUGGAAUACAAUUGUGGAUCCCUUAAAUGGAGAAUCAUUUAUCAAAGUUUCAGAGGUAGAUGAAAGUGGAAUCAAGCCUUUUGUAGAGAGCUUGUCCAAGUGUCCCAAACAUGGAAUGCACAACCCGUUUAAAUCCCCAGAAAGGUACCUUUUGUAUGGAGAUAUAUCUUCAAAGGCUGGUCAUAUGCUUUCCUUGCCUGAGGUCUCCGAUUUCUUUGCUAAGCUGAUACAGAGAGUAGCACCUAAGAGUUACCAGCAGGCUCUCGGUGAAGUUUAUGUUACGGGAAAGUUUCUAGAGAACUUCUCUGGUGAUCAGGUACGUUUCCUGGCAAGGUCCUUUGGAGUUCCUGGGAAUCAUCUUGGGCAGCAAAGUCAUGGUUUCCGUUGGCCGUAUGGACCCGUGGCAGUGAUUACCCCAUUUAAUUUCCCUCUAGAGAUUCCUCUACUUCAGUUGAUGGGAGCACUUUACAUGGGAAACAAGCCUGUUCUUAAGGUUGAUAGCAAGGUAUGCAUUGUUAUGGAGCAAAUGCUUCGCUUGCUCCAUGACUGUGGGAUGCCUAUUGAUGAUGUCGAUUUCAUCAAUUCUGAUGGAAAAACAAUGAACAAGCUACUGCUCGAGGGAAAACCACGGAUGACUCUCUUCACUGGUAGCUCAAGAGUGGCAGACAAGUUGGCUUAUGACCUAAAUGGUAGAAUCAAGUUAGAAGAUGCUGGAUUUGACUGGAAAAUCCUUGGCCCUGAUGUUCAAGAGGUGGAUUAUGUUUCUUGGGUUUGCGAUCAGGAUGCAUACGCAUGCAGUGGUCAAAAAUGCUCAGCACAAUCUAUGCUUUUCAUGCAUGAGAAUUGGAGCAAAACAUCACUCUUGAGUCAACUUACUGACCUUGCUGCAAGGAGGAAGCUUGAAGACCUGACCAUCGGCCCAGUUCUUACCGUUACAACAGAAGCUAUGUUAGAUCACAUGAAGAAAUUGCUACAGAUUCCUGGAUCCAAGCUGCUUUUUGGCGGUGAAGAGUUGAAGAACCAUUCUAUUCCUUCCGUAUAUGGGGCUAUAAAACCAACAGCUGUUUUUGUUCCAAUUGAAGAAAUACUCAAGGGUGAAAAUUAUGAACUUGUUACAAAAGAAAUAUUUGGACCCUUUCAGAUUAUCACAGAGUACAAAGACAAUCAACUCGAGCUGGUGUUGGAUGCCCUUGAGAAGAUGCAUGCACAUUUAACAGCUGCCGUGGUUUCCAGUGAUCCGUUAUUUAUUCAGGAGGUUGUUGGGAAAACAGUGAAUGGAACCACUUAUGCUGGACUUAGAGCAAGAACCACAGGGGCACCACAGAAUCACUGGUUUGGGCCGGCCGGAGAUCCAAGAGGAGCAGGAAUAGGAACUCCAGAAGCUAUAAAACUGGUGUGGUCAUGCCAUAGAGAGGUCAUUUACGACUUCGGUCCAGUCCCACAACAAUGGAAACUCCCACCUUCUACUUGAACUCAACUCACAUGUGGCAGUAAAACCAAGAGUAAAAGUAGUUAGGCUACUGGUAUGAGUUUAGUAUUUUAAGUAUUGGGAUUGGUCGAGUUGUAUACACCAAUGCUGCAAACAUCAAGACUAGAUUUUUCUAAUAAAACACCACCCAACUAGGCUUUAUGUUCCAUAUUCUUCCCAUAAAA